Molecule: messenger RNA, 2512 nt
Organism: Lates calcarifer (barramundi perch)
Lineage: Eukaryota; Metazoa; Chordata; Actinopteri; Centropomidae
Gene: phospho1
Product: phosphoethanolamine/phosphocholine phosphatase 1
Exons: 3
Coding region: 813-1667 (284 amino acids)
Molecular function (GO): phosphatase activity
Source: RefSeq, a predicted model, not a curated record
AUUUAUUUAUUCAAAUACUUCCCUGUGCCUGCUGACAUUUACUGCCAUUCACUGUGUUUUCCCAGACAUUAGACUCCAACCUGGACUAACACAAAACUUAAAAAUAUAACAUUUGUGGAUUUGACCUUGGGCUUUUCUUAGAACUGUCACGACCACUAAUAUUUAUUCUCCUCAGUGUCCCACCUUUGUAAAUGCUCCACUGGAAAGUGAGUGAGUAGCUCACUGUACAUGUGACUGUGAGGCACAGAUCAUAAACUGCAGAAGAGAAGCGAGAGCAAACACUGACACAUUAAUUUGCCUAACACACAUAGUCCUGCGGAUAUAUUCAGGAAACAGAAUAUUUACAGUCUGUGUUCUUUUUUUUUCUUCCCUUCCUCCCACAGUGCUCGAUCCCCCCCCCUCCUCCUCGUCUCUUGAAAGCGUCGUGAACGCGCUCGGCAGGCUGCUAUUAAAUGGGCGGACUUGUAGGCGCGGUCACGUCCGUAGUGGCUCCGGUGGUUUUGACUGUCACAUAAAAGUGCGCGUCGCACCGGCCGACCGGCGGAACUCUGUCUGUUCUAUCUGCGAGACCGGAUCGGACCAGACCGACACCGACACCGGGACCAGCGCUGGAAAACCACCCGCAACAGCUUGAAGGCGCCUGACUGGAUCAGGGAAACACAUGAGAUCAGCGGACAUCCACUGCUGACAUCAACCACAAUCCAAAGAAGCCUCGGUAGCCUCCACCUUACCGUGGGAUGCUGGAGAGUGGGAGAGCAGGAGAGGAGAUUUGAUGCCACUUGGCAACAGUAAGAGGUGUGGCAUAGUCAGUCAUGGGGGAUUCUUUCUUCAACUGCUGUUAUGUCCCACCCCAUCCCCCAGGAGAGGAGGAACUCCACAGAUCCAGACGCACAGAGAUCAUGGCCUCUACUUCCACUAGCAUCUCCUCCGACAAGCGCUUCCUCAUCUUCUUUGACUUUGAUGAGACCAUCGUGGAUGAAACGAGCGACGACAUAGUGGUGCAGGCCGCCCCGGGUCAGAAUCUUCCGGGUUGGUUGAAGGACACCUACCAGCCCGGCCGCUACAACGAGUACAUGCAGCGCGUCCUGGCCUAUCUGGCGGAGCAAGGCGUCACGGAGAGCGAGAUACGCAGCAUCAUGGAGAAGCUACCGGCCACCCCAGGCAUGCUCGCCCUCUUCCAGUUCCUCCGCAACCGGCCCCCGCAGGACUUUGAGGUGGUCCUGGUGUCCGACGCCAACACCUUCUUCAUCGAGUCCUGGCUCCGGCGCAACGGUGCCCGUCAGCUCUUCCAUCGGAUCUUCACCAACCCAGCCACCUUCAACAAGGACGGGCGGCUGGUGAUGAGGCCCUUCCACUCUCACGACUGCCCGCGGUGCCCCGACAACAUGUGCAAGCAGGUGGUGGUCAGGGACUAUGUGGCCCGCAGGACGCAGGAGCGGGGCCGCCCCUAUCAGAGGGUUUUCUACGUGGGAGACGGAGCCAACGACUUCUGCCCGGCACUGGCCCUCGGGCCCAGGGACGUGGCCUUCCCGCGGCGGGACUUCCCCAUGCACCGGCUGAUCACGGAGACCCAUGAAGCCAUGCCCGGGGAGUUCAAGGCGGUCACGGUGCCGUGGGCGAGCGGGGAGGAUGUGGUGCAGCGGCUGAGGAAGCUGGUGGCAGAGUAGAGGGUCACGCACAAACAGAGAGGAGACGAUUAAAGGGCCAGUUGACACUUUUAGCCAUGUUCUCAGGUAAAAUAGUUCCAGGAACCAACGUUUAAGGCAAUUAAAUCAUUUGUACUGUCUCUAAAAAUAAAACAAAGUUUGUCUCGCUGGUGUCCAGCCUGCACGUGCCUCAGUCCAGCUUAUCACAUUUUGGUCCAGAGGUCCUUCUAAGAACAGAGACAUAGUUCACCGGGUUAAGGUGAGCAGGUUAAUGAUUAUGGAGACCUGCCACUGUCACCCAAAGUGAGGAAGUCAAUAACAAAUUCAAUGCUUUGUUAUAAGCAAUAUUUAGAAGUGAAGGACGUUGCUUUAAAGUUUGAGGGCAUUUGCAUAAUAAAGAUCCUUCAGUGGGAUUUAAACACAUUCUUCAUGGUUUUAAAGGUUAAACUGGGUUAGUAAGGAAAUCCCUGUAAUAGGUUAAUCACCUUAAUAGCAAUGUUUAAAAAUGUAAUGGACACUUAUGUCAACCGAGUGAGUGGUUGAUCUUAAAUUACAAUUCUAAAUGUGUUUUCCUACAAGCUGCACUUUUGGAAUAUGAAAAAUUAAAUUAUAGUGUCAAUAAGUGAUACCAUAGUGACACUGUCAUCUGAUGGCAAUGGCCAUUUCAAGAUGAGUAAAAUAAAAAACAAAUAAAAAGUAUUUUAUCAACAUGUUUGUCAGAGAAUAUACAGUAUGUCUAAUUCAGAAAUGUAUGGUUAUGUUUUAAGUGUGUCUGUUUGUUAAAUCUUUGUUGUGUCUUUGUUGUGUAGGCCAGGCCUACAGAAGAAAUGUAUUAACACCAGCAGGAAUAAAGCCAUCAACUGAAA